Symbiodinium sp. CCMP2592 is the source of this 7446-nucleotide messenger RNA. The record is from the annotation of a GenBank genome assembly. NCBI's taxonomy places the organism in Eukaryota, Dinophyceae, Suessiales, Symbiodiniaceae.
AUGGAUGCGGAAUGGUCAACAAGUGGUUGGUCCUAUUCCCAAUGGCAAUAUGAUCCGGCGUGGGAUGGCUGGCAGGACUGGCACUCGCAGGAUGAUAAGGUGCAUGGGCGAGACUACAAUUCGCCGGUGGAAGCACCUCCGCCUCCGCCACGAGCUGGACCUGAAAGGAGGCCACCGCUUGGGCCUCCACCCGGACCACCAGGGCCUCCGCCCGGGCCUCCACCCGGGCCUCCGCCCGGGCCUCCGCCCGGGCCUCCUCCACAAGAACCCGUACCUCCACCUCCACAAGGGCCCGGACCUCGACCUCCACAACCUACGACGAAGCAGAAAGGGCCAUCCUUCACUCCGCCCUUGCGUGGGCACGACGAAGAUGUGACUCAGCUGAUGGAGGCAAGCCGAGCUUCGGGCGCUCGCCCGAACUUCAGUCAGCUUCGCAGGGAGUUCGACGCGAAGAUGAGAGAGGUGAAGCAGACUUGUGCAGAGUUACACCAGGCACAACUCUCAGCAGAGCUGGCGCAACAACAGGUGAGGUUCAACGAGGAGAAGAAGGCCUACGUCGAGGCGGCGAACUUGGCGGCGAAGGCGGCUGCCGAGGCCGACAAGACGGAUGCGCUGCUGCAGCUGGGCGAGCGCUGGAAGGCCUACAGUGACGCUGAGAUCCUGAAGGCCGUUCAGCGCGAGCAACAGUCUGCGCAAAAACUGUUGGCCGAGCAGAAGGAGGCCUACGAGCUCGAGAAGUCUCGUCAAACUACGCGCAUCAACGAGCUCUUGGAAUCCGUGGAGUUUUGGAAGCAGUCGAGCAAGGAAUGGCGAUAUUCCAAGCUCAGUGACUUGGAGAAGAUUGCAGCCUCAGCCUCACAACAGGCUCAGCAGGAGAAGGAAACGAAGCCAGACGCCAAGAAGAGCCUUGCAAAGGACGACAAGAAAGAGUCGAAGCCCGAGACGGCGAAUCCUGGUACCUCUUCAAAGGAGUUCCCGCAAGCAGAUCUUCCACAAGCAGAUCUUCCGGAGGCGGUUAAAAGAGAUGACGAGCUGACUGCACAACAGCAGAUGGAGCUGGUGGCGGCCAAGUACCCGGAGGUCGCAAGGAUGAGAGCAGACUCUGCUAAGAGGAAGAAAGAUCCGAAAGAAGAUGACAAGAAGGUCCAAGCCAAGAAAGCGAAGAUCCCGGAGGCUGGGCUAAACUCUGAUGCACUCUCCUAUUGCACAAUGACCAAACAUUUGGCAGUGUUGGCAGCAGUUGUUUCGGCAGGAGGCUUCAACGGAGGUGACAGAGGCGCCGCUUCCGCGAAAGAAGAAGGAGAAGAAGGCAAGCAAAUGAUGAAGCGGAUGGAUGACAAGACCUAUGAUGCCGGCCAGGACCUGACUUGGGCUGGGUGGCACAUGGUGCUGCGGAAGGAGGCCACACGACCUGGGAGCGCAGCAUCGAAGGGCAAGCUUUGGCACCGGGAGGCCGAGAUCGUCAAGGGACGGGUCAAGGCCACCCAGGAAUAUCCCGCAAAGCUUGUGCAGGGUAUCUUGGAGGCGUUUCGCGCCCAACUGAUCGAGGACGGUGAGUUCUCUCAAGCUCUCAACAUGAUGGAGGCAGGUCCUGUACCGGACGCUGCCCCUGUCAUCGACGAGGAGGAAGAGGUCUUCAACCACCUUCCGGAGGCGAGCGACCCUAUCGAGGGACCUGUCUACGACUCCAACACUGGAGCAGAGUUGGACCUUGAGAGGGUUGCAACUGCUCGCAAGGAAGAACUAGAGUGGGUUCGAAAGCAAGACCUCUACGAGAAAGUUCCGGAGGAGCAAGCAAAGGCUGCAGGAAAGAUGCCCAUAACGAUGAAAUGGGUAGAUCGCAAUAAAGGAGAUAACGAACGGCCCAACUACCGAUCACGACUUGUCUGUCGUGAGGUAAAGCGUGCCAAGAACGCGGAAUUCAUUCCUGAGUUCGCUUCCUUUAGCGCGAUGCCGCCCCUCGAGGCGGUAAAACUGCUCCUGUCACUCAUGGUGACACUGAAGGUCGCCAAGAAGAGCCGAUCACCUCUGAAACUUCGGCUCAUCGACAUAUCCCGGGCUCACUUCUAUGGGAAGGCCCAGAGGGAUGUCUUUGUGACGUUGAGGGCUGAUUACACCGCGGCCCUUCUGGCUGCUUUGUUCGAAAGAUGCCCAGCAUGGCCUGCCAUCUUCUUCCACAAGGAUCGAGAGAUUCGUCUCCUGGUCCAUGGUGACGAUUUCCUCAUUUUGAGUGACGACGCCGGCCAAGCCUACGUUGAGCAGAUCCUGAGAUCCAAGUACGACCUCAGGGUUGAUGGAAGCAUCGGGCAAGGGGAAAAGAGGCAGGAGUUUUGUGUACUGAACCGUCUCGUACGUUUCGACGAGAGGUCGGGCACUAUCUCCUACGAGCCUGAUCCCAGGCACGCUGAAAUCAUUCUGAAAGACUUGGAAAUGGAAACCUGUAAGCCGGUAAAGAGCCCAAACGAAAAGCUUAAGGCAGAAGACGUUGCAAAGCGUCUGGAGAUGCCUACGGUUGCGCCGGACCGCAUUAGCAAGUACCGCUCCUUGGUCAUGCGUGCGGCCUUUUUGGCGCAAGACAGGCCAGAUCUGUCUGAAACCGUCAAGUGCCUUGCACGGAAGAUGCAAGGGCCUACGGAGGCUGACUUCGAAGCCGAGUAUUACGCUCUGGUGAAGGGAGUGGCCAGUGGGAUGGCUACUCAAGAGUUGCUGCGUGGAUGGGGCUUGGACGUGAAGCUGCAGGUUCACACUGACAGCGCUGCUGCGCUGGGUACCUGCAACAGACUCGGGUUGGGUAAGUCCCGACACGUGCAAACACGUUACCUUUGGAUCCAAGAGAAGCUCGCAAACAAGCAGUUCGAGCUGUUCAAAAUCGACACCAAGCUGAACACGGCUGACCUGCUUACUAAGUCGCUAGCCGUGGAAAGUGCUGAGCAGCACCUGAAACGCAUGGGUUGCAGCCUGUUUGCUCGAGCGUCGGCGACGCUGGCGAUGGCCUCUGCCGCCAAGAUGCCAGCCUCCGAAGAAACUCUGCCUGAAGAGCAGAAGUACCUCCUGGAGAUCGUCCAGCCCCUGCUGACGGACCUCAUCGAGGACCUGCUCCAGGAUGAGGCGAUGCCCGAGGAUGCAGAGGCCUUCAUGAUCGACUGGCUCCGACGGCGCGCCGGGAGCCGCGAGGGCCAGGGUCGAGCCAUCUGCAUGUCCCUGCGCCAGCGGAACGAAGUGCUGAAGCAGGAGCUUUCGGAGCUGGAGACCUCCAAGGCGAAGGCUGACGACGCUCGAGCAGAGGCCCGGCAGAACGAGAAGUUCCACAAGAUCGAGAAGUCCUUGGCGUCAUUGCAGGCUCGGCAGGAUGAGCAAUUCCGCAGGAUGGAGGCAGGACAGGACCAACAGUUCCGCAAGCUGGAGCAGUCCAUGGCAUCCUUGCAGGCACGGCAAGAUGAGCAGCUUAGCCAGAUGGAGGAGUUCCGCAAGAUGGAGCAGUCCAUGGCAUCGCUGCAGGCGCGACAGGAGGAGCAGUUCACCAAGCUGGAGACGUCGCUGACAUCCUCGCAGGCCCAGCAGGACGCACAACUUGCAACGACCAAAGAGCUCUUCGCGAGCUUGCUCCAGGCCCAAGAGCAGUUUUUUGCAAAGAUGGAGCAGCGCGGCGCAGUUUCUCAGGCCGCGGCAGCGUCAAGACACGAGGAGAUGCACCCUGGAAAGACCGAGGAGCCCCUCGAGACGUUGCCACAGAAGCUCGACGACGAAGAAACAGAGCAGCGAGAACCUCAAGAGAAGGACAAGAUGUGGACCGAGACAGAGCAGAUCGUGACGAAAUUCGAACAGGAUGCAGAAUCAGAGCAGCGAAGACAUCAAGACGAGGACGAGAUGCGCACCGAGACGGAACAGAUCGUGACGAGUUCCGUGCAGAAGCUCGAUGGUGACGAACCGCAGCAGCGAGGACAUCAAGAGGAGGAUGAGAUGCGGACCGAGACGGAACAGGUCGUGACGAGUUCCGUGCAGAAGCUGGAUGAUGAAGAACCAGGGCAGCGAGGACAGAAAGAGGAGGCGCAGAUCGGUGUCAGCGACGAGCUGCCAGAAGGAGCGAUGGUGUCCUCCUCCUCGGGGCCACUGCAGGAAACUUUGUACCUCACCCUGAAGGAGGAGGCGGCCAUAACAGAUUCUGAGAACAUUCCCCAGAGCUACCACGGGCACAUCCGCGAGAACGCUCGCUCCUGCUGGGUAUCCUUUCCAGGCAAAUAUGCCGCAGGCUGGGAAGCCUUGGUCAAGGAGUACCACGAAGACUCCGUGGCCUGCGUCUUUCUUUGCACUCCGAAAGAUGGUCUCGGCCAGCACCUCGAGGAUCCCCAGAACCCAGGGAAGUGCCACUGCCAGAGGAUCUACGGCGUUCGCGACUUCCGGUCCUUCGGAUACCUCAUGGUCAUGCAGCCGCCCUUCACGCCCGAGCGGCUUGAGAGGCACCAGGAGAUGGCGGCUGCUAUGAAUGCGGUGUUCGUGCGCGAAGAUGCACAUCAGUCCGAGAAAGAAGAGGCCCUCAAGCAGGCAGAAGCUCAGUGGCGGGAAUGUGGGUGUGUGGCCUCCUGGGGAUGUGCCUGGUACCCCAAAUGGCUGGAACGUGUCCGCGAAGCUGUGGCCAAGGGGCAGCGGCUCAAAGCCGUUUUCUUUCCAGGUCAAGUCGGGCAAGGCAAGCUGUCCAUGGAAGAGCUCUCGCGCCAGUCCGUGAACCUCUGGGACAACGUCGGAUGCGGCGGAUCCCAGAAGUGUGAACUUGCAACGCUCGACCGGCUGCGGAAAGACGAAGGCAACAAAUGGGACUACGAUGAGGUCGAUGUGGCCCAUUUCCUCGGGUCUGAAUUCACUGCCGGCUGUCCCGUCUAUGCCAAAACUGACAGCAAGGGUGGAGAGGAAUGGCGCAGAGGUGUGUUGGUGCAGCAGAAAACACGUGCUACCAUAGGUGGCAGUGGCAAGAUCUCGUGGAAGGUGAGAUGUGAGAAGACUCAGGAGAUCUUCGAAGCCCACGAUCUUCGCCACGCGAGCUUGUCCAUCGAGCAGAUCCGGAAGGCCUGCGGUCAUGAAUUCCUGCUGGGGCUGUUGAGUGAAUGCCUAUCCGGCAUGGACAUAACAGCACAUGAGGCAGCAAGGCUGCCAACAGGUGCCCAGGCUAUCAGUGCUACCAUCCAGAUCUCCGGCAUAGUGGAGCUCCAUUCAGUCCGGGAUCGCGUGCUGAAUGGAGACUUCGAGCGGAACUUCAAUGAGAAGCUGGCCAGCAGAGCACCAACGUGCAAGGUGGAAGUAGACAAAAAGCGCUUCUUCGAAUUGUACGAAGACAGCCUUCUUGCUUUGGAGUCUUUGACGGCGCAUCAGCUGCAAAAGCUGGGCGAGAUGCAAGGAGCGACCCAGGACAUCCACCUAUCUGCCCCGGCAGGAGCCGGAAAGACCUUCGUAGCAGUGCAGCAUGUUAUGGACACUCUGCACGAAAACCCUUCCGGAACAGUUCUGUUCGUGGCACCAUCUGAAGCUUUGGGCCUGCACUUCGUCAGGUGGCUGGCGACCCGGGUCGCAGCACAAAGCCCCAAAGGUGACGCAGCUCUCGCUGACAAGAUCGACCACGUCCUUUCUCGCCUGAGGCUGUUGCAUGAUCCGUUCACCCACAUGAAGGCACCGUCGCUGGAUGGCGACCGCAUCGUCCAUAGGCAAGAGGACAUCGGUCCCGAAGACUUUCAGCUUGCGGUCUGCGACGAAUGCCACAGGUACCUGCACAACGACUCCGACGUGGGCCAGAUGAUUGAAGGCAGAAUGAGGGCGCGCCGGCGGCUCCUGCUGUCCGACGAGUCUCAGUCCUCAGCCAUCAGCCAGAGCUACCCGGAGAUGCAACGGGUCAAGCUGACGGAGGUGGUCCGGAGCACCAAGCGGAUCGUGGCCGGAGCGGCCUCCUUCCAGCUGCACGCCGGCACCGAGGAGACAGUGACGUCUUUAGGCACAGACGGUCCGCCUCUGAAGACGUUCCUCUUUCAACUCGAAGAGAAAAGCCAGAAGUUCGAGGCGUAUGCCCGUGAGAUCGUGAAGGCCGUGAUGUACGUCGAACAGGUCCUUCCCGGUGUGUCGCUACACCGCCGAGUAGCAAUCCUGACACCCAGUGUGGACUUUCUCGACCAGUUGAAGCCAAGCUUGCAGAAGACUCUGAACCAUCAGAUCUCGCAUCGCUCCUUCCGCCUGGAAUCGUUCGCAAAGUCACUGACCUGUCUACCGGAAAGGGUUCUGGGACGCAGCCGGCAGGCGCAGACGAACCACGAAAGCCUCAUCGUGGAUGCGAUGGAGCAGGCGGACGGUCUGGAACAGAUGAUUGUGGUGUGUGCAGGCUUGGACUCGGCCAUCCAGAGCUCAACGGAGGAUCUACAAACUCGGGCACAGCUCUACCGCGGCAUUACUCGAGCGCAGCUUCUGGCAGUUGUAGUGAACGACCACGUGCCUGGUGGCUGGCUCGAGUUCCUCGGCGGGGUGAAGUAUCGGGAUGCGGAGCUGUCGGCUCGGGAGGCCGACUCCCCAAGGGUGGCGGAAGCCGCGAAGAAGAGGCACCAGGCCGCCCUGGCCCAGGCCGCUGCCGAGGCUGCGAAUCCCAGCCCGCAGGAUGAAGCAGAAGCACGGCAGAUGGAGAGCUAUCCCGACGCAGUCCAGGGCACCUCUUCAAGUGUGAAGCCGUCGGGUGUCUGGAACACCCUGCAUCGCCUGAACCCUUGGCGCACCUCUGCAUCGCCUCCGAAAGCCAGCAGCCAAUCGGAAGCCUCCAGGCCCAAGCCAAAAGCCGCAGCGGUGAAGACCUCGAGCGUCUGGAACACCGAGAGCAACAGCAUCCCAGCGCCCACGGAGCUUCUCUUCGACCCGUUGGCAGAGGUUUCCCGGCAGGAAGUGUAUGCCACCUUCGACAAGGAGCACGGCGGGCGACAUGGGUGGCGCUUCGACGGCGAUGAAGCGGAAUGUGGCUGGGGACCUACCCUGCUCGUGAGUGCGGAGACGGCGUCCAGGGGGAUCCUGCGCUGGUGCAUCAAGAGCCAGGAAAGCAAUGAUUGGUUCGAGGUUGGCGUCAUCCCUGCGGGGGAAGCGGAGGAUACCGACUUCCUGCACAACAACCCGGGCUACGGCAUCAAGUCGGAAAAGACGAGCGACAAAGUUGGAAAGCCUGCUUUUGACAUCUACAUGAAGUACAUCGAGGUGAUCGCGGACCUGGACGCUCGAGUGGCCAAGGCCAGAUUUGCCGGUGUGUGCAAGCCUUUCUACGAAGGGGUCAUGGUCGGAGACACCCGAGAGCAGAUGCUCGAGGUGACUUCCUUCGACAUGCCUUUCCAAGGCGAUGCGAAGCUGGCCGCAUGCCAGCAAUUCAUGAGACGGUGGUUGAAAUUCUUGGAGCUAUUCCUUCUCGGAAGUUGGGUUUCCAGCCGGUGUAAUUAA